AUGGGUUCCGAGACGAAUCCAUUUCGUCGUGCUGGCUUCCACAGCGCGAACAAGACUCAGUACGCUCCUGACAGCGCAGCACAUGCAUUGACGCCGCUACGCGCGCAUUAUCUGAAAAAGACGCUCGUGCGUCUCCAGUUAGAAAAAGAACUGGCACAAAUGCAGCAGCCAGACGCUCUAGAGCAAUUGGGACCGCCCUUUCGCACGCCAAAUCCUGUGCAACGUGACAAUCUGCCACUGAUCCGACACUUACUCCAUCAAUUUGUGCUCACGUUUCCCUUCUUCGAAAGCGCGCCACCCGAUUUUUUCCCUAACAAGGUACAGGCCUUUGUCGAGCGCAUGCUGGAACGUAACCUCAUUAUGAUCGAUCCUGUAAGGGAAUCCAAAUCUGCGUCCAUGGCUGAUAAAACGACAGCGUACCUGACCAUGCUCGUCAGCGGAGGUCUGCGUGCCAAGGGCGUUGAGGAGGAGAUCGUGCGUGUCAGCGGCGUUGAUCGCGAGCGCCUCUUCACCAUGGAUGCACAUCGGAUGGCGACGCGAAAAUCGUCGAGUGACAAAGGCACGAAAAUCGACAUUGUGUCUGUGCGCCGGACGAUCAGACGCGGCCACAUUCGGAACAAGACCUUGGAUGAGUUUAUCGUGAGCACGCGAGCUCACCAAGAAGAAAUCCAUGUCGCCCGUCGGUACAGCGAUUUUCACCGCCUCUACAAAGUGUUGCGUGCUCAGUUCCCUGCGCAGGAGAUCCCAGAACUACCACCCAAGGACAUGGCCGCCGUCGAAGUCAAUGGUGCGCUGCAACAGGAAGAUAGAGACGGCGAAUGGGUCGACAUGACCGCCGUCACACCCAAUGCACUACUCCGUGAACGCAAUCGCUUGACGCUCCGGGCAUUUUUGCGCCACAUUCUCGGUAUUCCUGUGCUGGCAGACAGUGAAGCGUUCCAGGACUUCCUCGUCCAUGACCCAACGAUUCUCACGAGUGAAGACAAGGCUGAUGCUCAUGCGCGACGCCAAGCAGACGCCGUUCGCGAGACAGAACUCAAGGAAUUUGCGGAUCAAAUGGCAGAGCGAGCUCGUAUUCUCCAAUCACACCUCGAUACGUUCAAGUCCAUGCUCCUGAAACCCGAUGGUCUGAGCCAGGUAUUUGCUACGAUUCGCUCCUGCCCCCAUGUCCAAGAUCUCCCACCCGAGUACAAGGUGAUUGUCGACUGGGCUACGGUUUCGAUGGCGUCAGGUCUUUUCACCAUGUUUGUGGCGCGCGAUUCAUCAUCGCGAGCAUUCGCACAUCUCAAGUACAUGCACUCCAUGAUGCCGUACUUUGUUGUGCGGGGCAUUCUGCGUAUAUCUAACCCUGUGGCCAUGAUGCGUUCUUUCCUUGAUUUGUUUCUUGCGCAGCCCUUUGGCCAAAAGAGUUUGUUGCAGCGCAUGUAUACCGGGAAGCUGCAUGAGGAACUUCAUGAAAUCAAAGAGCUCACACUCAACGUGCGGGCAAAGAUACCCGAUCCUGUGUAUGCCGACAAGGUAGAUGCUUUUAUUGCAUUAUCUCACGAAAUGCAAUGCCUAUUCUAUGAACAAGCUGAGGCUGAGGGUGUUGACGUCCUAGUGGUGGUUCUGCGCUCCCCGCUAGCCGCUGAACUCCAGCCAAGGCAAUUAUCCCGAAUAAAUCGGGCGUGCACUGCGUACCAAAAAUUCAAGAAACAGAGGGCACAUGCCAGAUCCCUCGGCCUCCCUGACGCUGAGCCAGAGUCAGACGACGCCUGGCUGCUCGAGGAUUUGCGUGUCUACUUGAGUUUGUGCUCUGCCAUUCACACCAAAGAGCAGAUUAUCAGUUUGAUCUACGACAAUGCUACAACAGAGUUGUUAAAAGAUAUGGUGACGAUUUUCUAUGCGCCCCUGGCUCAGGUGUAUCGCGUGGCGAAUGUGAGUGACACAUUAGGUGACGUACAAGUGUUUGUCAACGACCUAAUCAAAACGGUUGAAGAGAAUGCAUCGCUUCAUGCUUCAAAUCCAGACGCAGUGGUAUCGGCCUUUGUCAAUUUGGUGCAGCGUCAUCAACAGAAAUUCUAUCACUUUGUACAUCAAGUUCAUACGAAAGGCUCGGGACUGUUCCAGCGCCUCAUCCAUUGGAUUGAACUCUUUGUCAACUAUGUCCGUGAUCCUCGCGAAGCGAAAGCUUGUGGCCUCGGAUGGAUUGAUCUGGAGCAGUGCCUAGCUCUUAGCCAUGUGGAUCGAGCUUGUGUUAUGAAAGAAGUCGACGCGGUUAUCCAGCAUGUGUAUAAAUUAAAGCUGCAACGUGAACUGAAGCGGCGGCGCAAGUUGGUGAAUAAGGCCGUCGCUCGUGCUGCAGAUGAGCCACAGGAAGAAGAAGCUUUCAUCAAUACCAUGUCGGAGCAGUUCGGCUUUGGUUCCGGUUUGCAAGACGAAAUUGAAGAGCUUGACGGAUCCGAUGACGAGACAUCUGAUUCGGAUCCCCUAUCCUCAUCCGACGACGACUCAGGACCAGAAGAUGCUGAUGCUACUGCGUUGCGUCGAGCUCGCAUGAUGCAAGCUGAGCAACCGGCUGGAUCAUCACUCGUGGCGCCAACCACUCACGCUAUCAAGACCAUGCUCCCCACCUUCGUUCAGCUCAUUCUCUCCUCAUCCAAGUAG
Malassezia restricta is the source of this 2646-nucleotide messenger RNA. RefSeq names its product PX domain protein. NCBI's taxonomy places the organism in Eukaryota, Fungi, Basidiomycota, Malasseziomycetes, Malasseziales, Malasseziaceae. The coding region runs from base 1 to 2646 and encodes 881 amino acids. Gene Ontology annotation, molecular function: phosphatidylinositol binding. The record is from RefSeq and is a predicted model, not a curated record. The transcript has a single exon.